CUUCACGCCAAUAAGUAAUUAUAAACCAGUGCUAAAAAAGGCGACAGUAAUUUUUUUCCAAAGAAAAGGAAGAUGGCAGGAAUAUCACAAGAUUGGGAGCCAGUGGUGAUUAGGAAGAAAGCGCCGACAUCAGCCGCAAGGAAAGACGAGAAAGCAGUCAACGCCGCUCGUCGCUCCGGUGCUGAGAUCGAAACCGUCAGAAAAGCUACUGCAGGGUCAAACAAGGCUGCCUCUAGUAGUACAACUUUGAACACGAGGAAGCUUGAUGAAGAUACGGAGAACCUGUCACAUCAGAAGGUACCAACUGAAUUGAAGAAAGCCAUUAUGCAAGCUCGACAGGAUAAGAAGCUGACUCAAUCUCAACUUGCCCAAUUGAUAAACGAGAAACCACAGAUCAUUCAGGAGUACGAGUCUGGGAAGGCAAUUCCAAACCAACAGAUAAUUUCUAAACUAGAGAGAGCUCUUGGUGCGAAACUUCGCGGAAAGAAAUGAAGUGCAAGAGUAGGGGAAAGUGAACCUUUUGGACCUCAGUGUCUUUUGGGUCCUAAAAGUGGUCAUGUACAUGAGCCUUUUUCUUUUGACCGUUUUCUUUAACCACUAUGGUUCUUGACAUGUAUGGAUUUGUGGAUGUUAUUUUCCUGGUUAAACUGAGUGUUUUUUCUGUGGAAAUUGAGUGUGCUUGCUCUUGCUA
Molecule: messenger RNA, 691 nt
Organism: Lycium barbarum (goji berry)
Lineage: Eukaryota; Viridiplantae; Streptophyta; Magnoliopsida; Solanales; Solanaceae
Product: multiprotein-bridging factor 1b
Exons: 4
Coding region: 73-492 (139 amino acids)
Cellular component (GO): nucleus
Molecular function (GO): DNA binding
Source: RefSeq, a predicted model, not a curated record